ACAGAGUGGUGUUGACAUCAAUGCUAAUGACGUCAUCAUCGCCCUCCACAUUCCAAGAACAGGAAUGACGUCAUUGUCCAACCUGCUUACACAGGAAGCUGUUCUGGAAACACCCUGCUCGUGCCGCGAUCAAAUGACCAAGUGCAAAUGUUUGAACAAGUAAGUCAUCAUCAGACAAUCACGUUUGAGAUUAUUGAUUAAGGCAUUUGAUGAAAUUAUAUUUAAGUUGAAACAAAAAAUUCAACCGUUGAUAUAUUAAGUCAAUUUCUAUACUAAUAUCUUUCUUUGAAAUCCGGGGCGUGACGUAACUUACAUACCAAUAUUUAAAUGGAUUAUGGCUUGUGAUUAACUUGAAGGUGUAUAUAAUUUAGACCUUUGAAAAUGUUGCAAAUGCAUUUAUUACAGAAAACUUCUCCAUACUGGGGAAUCCAUGUGUAUAUUUGUAUAUGUAUGAGUCCCUCUCUAUGCAGUCAUGGGAUUUUGUUUGUCGUAAAUGUGGAAAUGUCGGUAAUUAUGAAGGAUGUUGUGAAUUUUUUUUUUUUUGUGGCUAUAUGUGUUCCUGAGAUUGUGCAGAGUGAAAGGAACGUGUUUUGGUCCAUAGGAAAUGCCUGGAAACGGAGAUCCGGGUGGUCCAAGUAAAGUGUUUGGGAUGUGAAAAGGUUCAAUGGGAUUGUUCGUUCUGUUUGUGAUCUGUCAGGACUUCACAGAGACACAACUUACACAUCGUUGGUCUUAAGAUCGGCGCACUACGGUGCCACCCUGCGCGGGGACGUAUACCGCUACCAAAACACGCAUUCAGACAUGUGUCUGCUCUUACAAAAGGGAUAUGGCCCUGGACGUCGAUCUUCCCUGGCUGCUCUCAAAAGGUUCUUAUGUUGCUAACUUGGCGCCUCGUGAGAGUAAACACCGCCGAAAUCGGAGCCUCUGCUAGUGUUGUUGUAUGUGUUGGACGCCUAUUUUUGUAUGUCUUGGACGCAUAUUUUUUUAUAUGUUGGACGCAUAUUUUUGUAUGUGUCGGACGCAUAUUUUUGUAUAUGUUGCACGCACACUUUUGUUUGUGUUGGACGCAUAUUUUUGUAUGUGUUGGACGCAUAUUUUUGUAUGUGUUGGACGCAUAUUUUUGUAUGUGUUGGACGCAUAUUUUUGUAUAUUUUGGACGCAUAUUUUUGUAUAUUUUGGACGAUUGCGGUAUGUAAAUGUAAAUGUACUAUUGAUGUGAACCUUAUGGUAGAUAUGUGAUUAUUGCUGUGUACUGAAUGAACUAAAUGUCUCCUGCAACCCAGUUAAUGUUCACCACAAAAUGAUACCAUCCUCCUUUGUCCAGGCACGGCCAGCCUUGGCUCUUUCAUUCAUUCAACACAACGGGCUAUGUCUGUGGAGAGUUUGCUGACUUCACGACCCUCAACAACUGCCCCAUAGACCGCUGGUUUAAGACAAGCGGCCGAGACCCGCGGCCUUUCAGAAGGUAAGACACGGGGCUGUCUUGUUGGCUUCUCAGUGACUAUUCAGAAUCUAAAUAUAUCACAUUUUUCAAUUUAAAAAGUGUAAGUACCAGGUGAUCGGUGAUUUUUUAAAAAAAUUUCUUUAAUAUUAUUGCAUUUUAUUUUUUUAUUUUAUUUUUUUUUUUGGGGGGGGGGCGGUGGGCGGGGAAUCUCAGUGAUAUUUAAAAUAAAAUAAUCUCACUAGAUGUUUUUAGCCAUAAAAAGAUGAUGUUAUUACCAGAUAACUUUCCACUUAACCCAGACCCCCAAACCAUCAUCCCAACAGACAUCACAUUCCCUUCCUUAAUGCAUCGACUAAGUACAUAAUUUUCUUCAGAUGUGUGUCUAUUUUCUCCCCUGUCUUGCUGCCUAGAUCAGCCUCCGAUCUGACUCUGUAUAAACCAACUUAAUAUCUGGGCCUAUAUUUUCUUUCUAAGCCACAUUAUAGUAAACCAGCAUAAAUAACCUUAAACCACCUUAAAACACCUGAACCAACUUAAACUACCUUAAAACACCAUAAAUCGGCAUAAACCACAUUAAACCACCUUUAACCCUCUUAAACCAUCUUUAACCACCAUAAAUAGCCUCAGGCACCUUAAACAAUCUUAAAAUACCCUGAACCACCAUACACCACCGUAAACCAUCUCAACCAACUCCAACCACCUUAAAACACCAUAAACCACCAUAAACCACCUUAAACCACCAUCAACCAUUUUAAACCACCAUAAACCACCAUAAACCAUCUUAAACGCCAUAAACCACCUUAAACCACCAUCAACCAUUUUAAACCACCAAAAACCACCAUCAAUUACCUUAAACCACCUUAAACCACCAACAAACCACCAUAAACCACCAUAAACCACCUUAAAACACAUUAAACAAACAAAAAACCACCAUAAACCACCUUAAACCACCAUAAACCAACAUCAACCACGAUAAAUCACCUCAAAGUACCAUAAACCACCUUAACCCACCAUAAACAACAAACCACCUUAAACCACCAUUAACCACUAUAAACCAGCUUAAACUACCAUAAACCACCUUAAGUCACCAUAAACCACCUUAAAUCACCAUAAACCACCAUAACCACAUUAAACCACCCUUAACCAUUAUAAACCACCUUAAACCACCAUUAACCACUAUAAACCAGCUUAAACUACCAUAAACACCUUAAAUCACCAUAAACCACCAUAACAACAUUAAACCACCAUUAACCAUUAUAAACCACCAUAAACCACCAUAAAGCAGCAUAAAACUACCAUAAACCCCUAUAAACCACCUUAAAAUCGCACAUUGGCUAUAUUAUAUAGCCUAACUGUUACCUUCCUUUACAGAUACUUCCUUGUCACAAUGUUACGGGAGCCCAUGGCCCGCUACCUGAGUGAGUGGCUCCACACAAGAGAUGAGGACACAUUCUUUAAGAACGAGCCACGGCUGUACAGGAACAUCAGCUUGGAGUUACAGAAGAAAGGACUGGCUUGUUACUUGGGGAUCAAACUCUCAAAUCUGCCAUUGUUGGACUUCAUCCGUUGCAAGUACGCAAAGUUCUCAUAAUAGCGUUGUGCUGUUUGUUUUGUCUCAGUCAUUUUAUUAAAAUUGAGACCAGUCCAUAAACAUGUGGAACACAACAAAAAACUAUUUCCUUUUUUAAAAAUCUAUUUUAUUAACGGAAUCGUCUUUUAUCCAAAGGGAUCGUGCACAUAUUACAUAACGUAAAUGGGGUAGACGGUGGUCUAUCAUUUUGUUAUAUUGUGUUAAAUAAUAUGGGGUUGGGGUGGUAGAAAACAAUGUUAUGAAACCAUUUCUUUUAUUUGUUGUUUUGUUUUUUCUAACUAUAAUUUUUGUUAAAAAAAUGUUGCUUUGACGAAAUUAGCUUAGAUAAUUUUUAACAAAUAAAACGUACUUGCUUACAAAAAUUAGCUAACUUUUUAAGAACAUUUUUUUUUUAAAUUUUUUUUUUUUUUUUUUUUAAAUUUUUUUUUCUUUUUUUUGUAAAAAGUGGGGGGGGGGGGGGGGUUUUUUUUUUUUUNUUAAAAAAGGGGGGGUGGGGGGGGGGUAUUUUAUUUGUUUAUAUUGACGUUGGGAAUGGUUGCUAGAUAUGAUAUAAUAUGGUGGGAUAUCAAUGGAAAUGUUAUAUAACAUUAUAUGAGUGGGCAUGGGCGCCCGCAAAAAACUUUCUAGGGUAGGGGGGGCAAAAAAUCGAUUAACUUUCCAGGGGGGGGGGAUUUUUUUAGUAAUGUUUUAAUAUAGUUUUAAUUUACUGUAGCGUAUUUGUAUGGUGAACGAACGGAAAGGACAUCAGCUAAGUUACUUUCUCUUUAUUUUCUCUUUACUUUAAUACAUUUUUGUCUAUUUUUGUCUAAUAAUUUUUUAUCCAAUCAAUCCAAGGGGGGCGGGGGGCAAGUGCCCCCCUUGCCCCUACCUGCGGGCGCCCAUGUGAGUGGGUAACAAAAUGUCAAUUGCUGGUUUUGGACAAUGUCUGCUCGGCCCAAAAGAAUGAAUACAUUUUUUCCAGAGCUGGAAGAUCCAGUGUGUAUUGUUUCUAUUCAUCUGAAUUGUUCCACAGAGAAAACUCGGCGAACAAUCGUCAGACCCGGAUGUUGGCCAAUCUGGCAGAGGUCAACGCCCUGAGGCUCAGAGGCCAGGCGUAUGAUGAAGCUCUGCUGAAAAGUGCCAAACAAACGCUGCUCAGACUUCCGUUCUACGGCAUCCUCGACAGACUGGACGAUACCAUGGUUUUGUUGGGUGAGUACAGACUGGACGAUACCGUGGUGUUGUUGGGUGAGUACAGACUUGACGAUACCAUGGUUUUGUUGGGUGAGCAUCGAAUAACCUCUUUGGCGUCAUGGCUGGUAUCGUUGUGUCAAGGGAUGGCACUCAAUACGUAAAACCAUGAUAUGUAAACUUGAAAUGUAAACAUAGAAUAAUCUCAACUUUGAACUCACGAAGCUAGACGCAAUUCUGAUUGAACGAAAACUAGGAAAUAACCUGUCGGACAUGCUCUACAAGAACAUACAAUAACAUAUAUUCAUCUGAGAAAGCGAGGUUAGGGAAAGAGAGAGAGAGAGAGAGAGAGAGAGAGAGAGAGAGAGAGAGAGAGAGAGAGAGAGAGAGAACAAAUUACUGUAUAUAUAUAAAUACAAUAUAAAUAAUUAAACUUAUUUUUGACCGAAAGAUUUAAUGAUAUAUUCUUAUGGUUGAUUUUAUUUUUUAGAAAUACUUUAAAUGCCUGAAAUUUAAAAAAAAAAAAAAAAACUAGUUUAAAAAUUGUUAUCGUAAUACGAAUAUUUAUCCAUAUGCUAAAACUGAAUGUGUAAAAUGUAAUCAGAACACAUUUACAUUUAGCUUGAUCAUCAAAAAUAAUCUUAUCUCCUAUUCAAACAGAAGCUGAGCUAGGAUUUCAUUUCCGACAACCAUUACAUCGUCAGCACACAGCGAGUGAGACGCUGUUACCUCUAGAGCCGGGGAUGCUCCAACUAGUUCAGCAAGCCAACCAUCUGGAUUUAAAACUGUUUCAGUUUGCCACUAAAUUAUUCGAUGAUAAGUUGUCCAAAAAAAUCGGUGGUCAUUUUCAACAGAAAGAUAACUUAAUAACUGAUAAUACUCAAGUCGAAAACAAUGGCGUUGGCUUGGAUGAAAACGUAAUUCGUAGAAAGGACGUUUCUGAAACUUCAGAAAAUAUAAAAUUCGGACGCAGGAAGCGAAACGAAGACAACGGUGAAACGUUGAAUGAACAUGGGUCGAAGAUUGGUGAUGUACAGGAGCAUGGCAAGUCAUCACAUCGGCAGCCGGCCGACGAAGCUGCAUUGGAUAACUACCACAGAAUAGAUGCAGAUGUCGUCAGUGACUUUCUGGGCACGCUUGAGCAGUUGAAGAAGGAGCGGCAGGCCUCGGCGGAUGGCCACCGGGAUGGCCAAAGCAUGGCCGCCGGCAGCUAUGGACGGUCACGCGACAAGGCGCUGCACUUCAAUCCAGAAAAGGGUCAGCCUGACCAUGACACGCUCAACGGUGUCAUCAACACGAGGGUCAGGGGGCGUACCAGGCACGAGAAAGAUGUAGAUCGAAUGUUUAUGUAAUCAUCUUAUGCCAAAACAGUUGUGGUUUUCUGUAUUGUCAAUGUAGGCAUAUGUUAAAGUCUUAUAUUAUCAUAUGUGUAAUACUCGUAUGCCCUGGUACAUGUGUAUGUGGCACUAGAAUAUCAAGUAAUAUGUCAGCGUUUUAUGUCGGUGUCUGUGUGAUACUAGAAUGUCAAUUUAUACACGUAUCUUAUGCCAGUGUAUAUGUGAUACUAGAAUGUCAAUUUAUAUGUCAUGGUCGUAUGCCGGUGUAUGUGUGAUACUAGAAUAUAAAUUUAAAUAUCAUGCUCAUUUGCUACUAGAAUAUCAAUUUAUAUGUCAUGCUCGUAUGCCGGUGUAUGCGUGAACCUAUAAUGUCAAUUUAUAUGCUCAUAUGUAAUCUCCGUGUAUAUCUUAUACAUGUGUAAAUAUUUAGUCCUUAAAAUAACA
This is a messenger RNA of Lymnaea stagnalis (great pond snail), 5986 nucleotides long. NCBI's taxonomy places the organism in Eukaryota, Metazoa, Mollusca, Gastropoda, Lymnaeidae. The record is from the annotation of a GenBank genome assembly.